GAAGACAUGGCGUCACGACUCUUCAUAAACAAUUGGAGGUGAAGAAAUGAAGAUUUUGAACUGUUACACGAACUCAAACAUGUUUUAUGGUAUUUUUUUGUCAGUCUGAUAAAGUAUUGAGAUGGAAAUCAUGGCCGUGAAUCUGUCGGCAACCUCCCCAUCCACCUCCACGCUGCCUCCAUCGCCCUGUGUGGAGGACACUGGGUUCCCGUUCUCCUCUCUUGACAGUGAAGACUAUGUGUUUGUGGAGGCUCGACAUCCCAACAAAGUCCUGGAAGGCUUGAACAGCUUACGGCUCAAUAACGCCUUCUGUGACGUGACUCUGUGCUGUGGAGGGCAGGAGUUUCCCUGUCACCGCAUCGUGUUGGCCUCCUUCAGCUCUUACUUUCAGGCCAUGUUCUCCACCGACCUGAUGGAGUCACGGCAGGAGCGGGUGGCCAUCAACGGGGUGGAGCCUCAGAUGAUUGGCAUGUUGGUGAGCUACGCUUACACAGCAGAGGUGGUGAUCUCCAAAGCUAAUGUGCAGGCACUGCUGGCGGCCGCUAACCUGCUGGAUGUGAUGGCGGUGCGUGAGGCCUGUUGCAGGUUCAUGGAGCGGCAAAUGGAUGAGAUGAACUGUGUGGGUAUCCACUGCUUCGCCGAGGCACACUCAUGCCGUGAGCUGGAGCGCUGCAGCAUGGAAUACAUCCAACAGCACUUCAGCAGCGUCUGCCAACAGGAGGAGUUUCUGUCUCUUUGUGCUGAUAAACUGACGGAGAUCAUAUCCAGUGACCAUUUGAACGUGCCAAAGGAGGAGACUGUGUUUGAAGCAUCCAUACUCUGGCUGGAGAAGAACUCCUCACGCAGACAAAGCUUUGAAAAGGUUCUAGAGCACAUCAGGCUGCCUCUCAUCAGUCCAUACUACAUCCAUGAUGUCAUCGAGACUCUGGAUGUGGUGAAGGAAUCGCUCAAGUGCCAGAAGCUCAUCUCUGAAGCCAAGGAUUAUUUACUGCUGCAGGACCGCAGAGGAGAGCUGUAUGGACCCAGAGCUCGCCCAAGACGAGCAACAGGUACAGCCGAGGUAAUCGUGACCGUUGGAGGAGAGGAUGAUAAGGUGGUGUUACGCAGUGUGGAGAGUUUCGAUCCCCUCACCAGCCAGUGGAAGAGUCUGGCCUGCCUGCCAUUCGCUGUCAGCAAACACGGCUUAGUCGUGUCUGGCUCGAUGCUGUAUCUGGCUGGAGGGGAGUUUCCAGACGGCUCGGCAAGCAGGGAGAUGUGGCGAUAUGACCCAUGUUUUGACUCCUGGUUAGAGAUGGCACCCAUGAAUGUAGCCAGAUCAGAACUGGGGUUGGUGAUGUUGGAUGGAUAUGUGUUUGCUGUGGGCGGUUGGGAGGGUCGGUCUCGCCUGGACACCGUUGAGUGUUAUAAUCCUAACACAAACACUUGGCAGUUUAUGGAAUCAGUCAAGAUGGCGGUCACUAGUCCAGCUGUGGUGGCUCUGGAUGGAUUGCUCUAUGUGACCGGGGGUGCUGUUUUAGAAGAUGGUGAUGGCACAGACUUAGCACAAGUAUACAACCCUAAAACGUGUGUGUGGACCGAGGUGGCGCCCAUGCAGAUUGCUCGCUCCGGAUCUGCGGCCUGUACACUGAAGGGCAAGCUUUAUGUCAUAGGUGGCUGGCAUGCUUCCACAGAGAACACCGAUAAGGUUGAGUGCUACGACCCAAAGACCAACAAGUGGACCAUGUGUGCUCCGAUGAAGGAGAGACGCUAUCGACCCGGUGUGGCUGUGGUGGAUGGAAAGAUUUAUGUUUUAGGAGGAGAGGAGGGAUGGGACAGGUAUCAUGACACUAUAGAGCGGUACUGUGAGGAAUCGGACAGCUGGGAGAUUGUCGGUGAGAUGCCCACCAGUCGUAGCUGGCUCAGCUGUGUCUCUCUUCGGCUCAGGAAAGACACUAGCGUGAGCAGUCGUCCAGACACUGCCUCCGAGACGGAGUUUCCUGUCGACUGAGAGCAUCAGAGCUCCAUCUGCAUCACUACUGGUUGGGACAGAAGGCCAGGGAGCGCGGCUUUCAGAGUGCCUGGCUCCAUGUCAUUUUCCGCAGGCUGUUUAAAGAUGGAAAAGGUCUGACCCAACUACAGGAGGGUCUUAAGACAAUACUUGUGCCAUAAGCUGUUUCUCCAUGGUGUGAGACUAGAUACAUCGAUGGAUAUCUGUGGUGACCGUAAUGGUGUGUUCACACCAUGUUGGACUCACCAUAAUUACAAGUUUUGGCUUGUAAAAAAUGCUCAACUCUGAAUUUUAUGAAAGCUCUAACUUGACUGGUGUGAUGUCAUAUAAAAAUAACCAAAAUGGCAGCAUCCUCGCCAGGGAUAAUUAGCCAAAAAUGACAGUUCUGUUUUUGUUUGAUGUGCCAUUUUAUUAUAGCCACAUUUACCCGGUGCGUUUUCUUUGUUCGUAAACAUUUGAAAGAACACAUAUAGGCAAAUAAUUAAAAUGAUUAAAUAUUGUACUGUCAUCAACCAAGCUGCUAAUGGAGCCAUUUUGGAAUGUUUGUAGGAUCCCCACGUUUUCAUCUAGUAAUUACAAUCAUUUUUACAUGGCUUGAACGCAGCAGAAGUGUGUGUAUGUGUCCACUGCCAUCCGUCUGAGAAACUCCACAGUAUCAGUGUAAUAAUGUGACAUUACAGUGGUGGACAGGGUUUCAUACGUUGACCACCUCAUGAUUGUAACUUAUAAAUGUGCUUAAUUGUUUUUUAACAAUGUGUUGUAGUGAAGAAUUUUUUACUUUUUGUAUAGUGAUUUUCUUUUUUGUAUUUAUUAGAUGUUCUUUGUUGUGUUGAGAGAUUCAUUAAAUAACUACUACAAAUACACAUUAAACACACUGACAUUC
Xyrauchen texanus (razorback sucker) is the source of this 2870-nucleotide messenger RNA. Its product is annotated as kelch-like protein 20. Lineage: Eukaryota; Metazoa; Chordata; Actinopteri; Cypriniformes; Catostomidae. The coding region runs from base 122 to 1987 and encodes 621 amino acids. The transcript is spliced from 11 exons. Gene Ontology annotation, molecular function: protein binding. The record is from RefSeq and is a predicted model, not a curated record.